Molecule: messenger RNA, 2229 nt
Organism: Grosmannia clavigera kw1407
Lineage: Eukaryota; Fungi; Ascomycota; Sordariomycetes; Ophiostomatales; Ophiostomataceae
Product: potassium channel
Exons: 1
Coding region: 1-2229 (742 amino acids)
Biological process (GO): potassium ion transmembrane transport; stabilization of membrane potential
Cellular component (GO): membrane
Molecular function (GO): potassium ion leak channel activity
Source: RefSeq, a predicted model, not a curated record
AUGCUGGACGCCUCGGUCGACACGGCCACAGAGCACGUCGAUGGUCCGGGCAGCAAGGAGCAGAACGGCGACGAUGAGCCGUACCGGAUCGCUCGGCUGCCGACAGAGAGGGCCAAGAGCGAUGCAGGCGCGGACGAGACGCAGCCGAGCCGCUGGUGGUUUGCGGCCACGGCCUUUCCCAUGGCAGCCGGCACGCUGGGCCCCGUGGCUUCGGCCUUUAGCAUCUGUGCGUUGGUGCGGCCUUGGCGACAGGAGAUUGUGGCCGGGACGACGAUCGAGACGGCCGUGUUCAUCGACGAUCCCGUCUGGCUGACGGGCAUCAACGCCGUGCAGCUGGCCAUUGCCGUUGCGGCCAACAUGUCGCUGCUGCUCAACAUGGCGCGGCGAAUCCGGUUUGCAGUCGCACAACCGGUCACAAUGGUCGGCUGGUCCAUCUCAGCCUUGACGCUGGUGGCACUGACGGCGACAGGAGCCCAUCCGCUGCGCCGUGGACUCGGUGGCCGCGACGUCGUCUGGUCGCAGGCCUUUUACUACGCCAUCUACGCGGCCGUGCUGUACGCCGUCGUGGCCUCGCUGAUGGUGGCUACGUAUGUUGGCGCUGCCACUGGUCGCUACGACAAGGACUUUCAGCUCAACAACAGCCAGCGCACGCUCAUGCUGCAGACCAUUCUCUUUCUCCUCUACCUGCUCGUCGGCGCCCUUGUCUUCUCCACCAUCGAGGACUGGGCCUUUCUCGAUGCCGUCUACUGGGCCGAUGUGACCCUCUUCACCGUCGGCUUCGGCGACCUGGCCGCCCAGACAACCCUCGGCCGCGCUCUGCUCUUCCCCUAUGCUCUCGUUGGCAUCAUCAGUCUCGGUCUCGUCAUCGGCUCCAUCCGCAGCCUCGCUGUCGACCGUGGAAAACGACGCCUCGAUGCCCGCAUGGCCGAGAAGAACCGUCGCCGCUGUCUGCGCCGUCUUACCCGCGACGGCGCCGACGAUAUCUUGCAGCCCAUCACAGACGCGCCUGCCCCUCUCGCCGAGCUUCGCCGCCGUGAGACUGAGUUCAACCUGAUGCGUCAUAUCCAGCACGCCGCUGCCCGCCGGCGUCGCUGGCUUGCCGUCGCCAUGUCCGGUGGCACCUGGCUGCUGCUCUGGCUCGUCGGCGCCUACAUCUUUCAGACCUGCGAGGCCCCCUACCAGCACUGGGACUACUUUGACGGCUUCUACCUGGCUUUUGUCAGCCUGACUACCAUUGGCUAUGGCGACGUCACCCCCAUGUCCAAUGCCGGCAAGUCUUUCUUCGUCUUCUGGUCGCUCCUCGCUCUGCCAACCACCACUGUCCUCAUCUCCGACGCCGGCGACACCAUUGUCAAGGGCAUCAGUGAUGCCACCAACGCCGUCGGCCGCAUCACCAUCCUGCCGGGCGAAGCCGGCCUGAAGCGCGACCUCAAGGAACUCGUGCGCGCCCUGACCUUUGGCGCCGUGUUUUCCGACCUGGACGACGACGAAGACGGAGACGAGGACGAGGAUGAGGAAGACUCGGAUGUGCUGCCACCGGGGCUGUUGGGGGCGGCCCAGCCGCGACCAGAGGAUCGCCAAGAACGGGAGGAGCAGCGAGAAGAGGAUACAGAGGAGAUGGCGGAUGAGGAGAGAAGAGGUGACCGGGACAGUGAGCAGAGAGACGACUACGACAAAGGUAGCACUCUUGCAACCGGCAGCAAUGCAGAGACAGCAGGAGGGCAACCAGCACCGAUCGACGGACAGCGACGGCGACAUGGCCGCAGAAGAGACCUUGGCUAUCGACUGGGCACGCUGUCCACGCUGUCGAUGCCGCGUGUCGACAUCCCACAGCGGCUGCCGUCGACUCGGGAAGCAUACCACUGCAUGCUAGCCGACGAGAUUGCCCGCGUGACUCAGCACAUGCGACACGUGCCGCCGCGCAGGUACGCCUUUGCCGAAUGGGCAUGGUUCCUCAAGCUGGUCGGCGAGGACGAGCGCAGUGCCGAGAUGCACGGCCGCGCGAGGCCGACCGAGACGACUAAGAGGACCGAAACAGAUUCACCAGACAGCGAUCACACGCCCUGGAGCUGGGUUGGCUCGCGUAGUCCGCUGAUGAGCGGCCAGGAAGAGGCUGAGUGGGUCCUCGACCGUCUCACCAGGCGACUGCAGGCCGAGCUGCGCCAGGUCGAGACCCAGCAGACGUCGGGUGACAUAUCAGCACCUCAGGCCAUCCAAGAAGAGGUGUGA